AACGCGAGAAAUAUUCAAGUACAGCAGAUAAAAAUAAAGCGUAUGUUGAUAAUUUUAAUGAAACUUAUAAAAUAUUCGAAAUAUUUUGUGUUUCAGUAAAUUUCAUUCAGAUAUAAUAUAGUCUGGGAAAGAUGAAAAAUACCUAUGCAUAUGCAAAAUAUUGGAUAUUUCAUCGGUAGGUUUCCUUUAAUUUUCUAAACAAAGAAGGAGAAAAGGUACAAAUUGACAACAUAAUCGAAUCUACAUCGAUUUAUUUUGAAAAGGAAAAAGUGUUCAUUCUGUAAUACACAAUAAGAAAAGGAAAAAAAAAAUAAAAAUGAGCCAGUUAGGAAUAAAGCUAUAUCAAGGUCGAUUCAAUUGUUGGUUAUGACAAUUAAUAAAUAAUUAUGGAUUAUUGUGGAACAUUGAAUCAGCGUGCAAAACACGUGACGACAUUCUUUUCCCUUUUAAAAAUUCAUUCCACAUGUGGGAAAUCAAACUCAACUAUCGCUGCACGUUGCAUCAGCAUUUUCCACUUUCGUCUUUCGACAAACUGCAAUCGUAUACACACGUAGUGUUCGCCACACGUAAUUUUAUCACACUACAACAGACUGCGCUGGGUGUAUAGGACAUCGAUAUUCUGUUCGUAAGAUAUUGUACGGAGAGACAUCGACACGUUAUGAAAACCAGUGUGACCAAGUGCAACGAGUGCCAACUAAUCAGAGUUGAAAAUUUCUUUAAACGAUAUAAGCGAACCUCCAGGGACAUGGAUAAAAGUAAACUUGCGUGUUGAACCGUUCGAAAGGAAUUUUCUAUUUUUUUUUUUUCUCUUCUUUAUGACGAGCGAUUGUGAGUAGUGCCUUAAUCGUAUACGAAUUGGAGCAUGAUGGGAGAGGUGAUUCGCGUAGCUGGAAGGACACCGGACGUUGGGGAGUUCCUAAAGGAGGCGAUGCUGUCCCAAAGAUUCGCCGACGUUGCUCUCUGUUGUCCGGGUGGGCAAAGAUUCUUGGCUCAUCGUUUGGUUCUUUCAGCUGCCAGCCCUUAUUUGCAAGAAGUGUUGUUGGCUCACAGCAGAACGUCGUCGCAUUGCGAGCCGAUCACGGUGAUAUUAGCCGAGGUGGAAGCGCCAGAACUGGCGGCCAUUCUUGGUUUCGUGUACACCGGAAGCGCGACGGUACCUCGUCUUCGGUUGAACGCUUUUCUGCGCGCUGCCGAGGCUCUCCGCAUAAGACUGCCUCCUGUACCGGUCGUGAUGACUUGCUCGCGAGCGGAUUGUAAACAAGAAGACAUCAAAGACGUGAAGAUCAACCCGAAGUACCUGCGCUGCGAUCAAUAUCCAUGCUGCGACGGUUGGUACCGUCCUGGGAGAAAUCAAGAUGGAGAUUCUACGAGCAAAGAGGAACCGUAUCCACCGAUCGAGUCCUUGGAAACCGCAAGAGAAAUCAGACCGCUUCCUGAAUCGAUGAACUUCGUUGAAUCGAGAUACGAAGCUGGAAAAUAUUGCUCUAGCACGUUCUGGUCCGUUCCACCGCCGCCAUUUUCGAAUCUCGAACACGAGAAGAACGUCGAACGUUUAGAGAAACGCGAAACGAAUCGAACCGUGAUACCUGUCGUCGAUGGGAUCAACUCGACGCAAGCUGUACGUACGGAAAACCUUCGAGUCUGUGAUUCGUCCGUCGAACAUCGUCAACGGGAAUUCUGUUUCUCGAGAACCUUGCACGAUAGACAAUUAGAACCGUUCGAAUCGAGAAUGAAGACUGAUCAGAAUCCUGGAAAAGAUUUCGCGAUGUACGAUCGUUGUUUGGAGCAAGAGAGGGCUCCUGUCAUUCGUUCCCGAGUCGAGCGUUGUCAGGACGGGAACACCGUUUCACCAGAUCGGAUCAGAUUCUUCGAAAAGUCGGAUCACGGCGAAGAUUUGUCGUGUCAGGAAGGUUGUUUGCUUUGGAAAUCACCCAGGAGACACGUGGCCAACCGUGUCACUGCUUCGCCAUGGAAACAGACCAUCAGACCUUAUCACUUGCCCAAGUUACAGCCUAUCGUUCUUCAACCUGGACUUCCUCUUCGGUGUGCCGACGAUGCGAAUGAAGUCGGAGAAAAAGUUGGUCCAACGGAAACGACGCGAGUAACCUCUGGCAGUUUGAAUCUACAGCUACCGAAAAAUGCAGCAUCUAACGAUCUCUACUACGACCUCGAAGUUCCUAUCGUCCACGAAACCGUGUACAGUAAUAAUAGCCGAACAUUGGAAGAUAAUUGUUCGGGAACAAAACAGCAGGAGUUUUAUUCGGGCGAAAUCCCGAUGUCGACUACCGCUCGAAUCGCUCCGUCGAUCAAUAACGAAGUCAGAAACAACGAAUCUCUUUUACAGCCCGAAAACAACGCGAUUCCAACCGCGACGAGGUGCAUAUCGAGCGUUAACGAGAACCGUGAACCGAACGUCAAUCGAAAUUAUUUCGGACCAGUGCUACAGCAUCCGGUUCAGAAGCCGGAAAUUUCUCAUCCCGUUAGUAGAUUGUGCGAUACGAUCGACUCGAACGAUACGAACGAUCGUUUCGCGAUAGCGGAAACGGAAAAAGAGGCGCGCACCGACGACGAUAAGGUUGCCGAGCGUGUGAUCCGAAAUAGCGACAACAAUAACAACGACGCGAUCAUUGGUAACGAUAUUUCUCAGCACGGUAGACCCGUUACGAUUCAGGAAAAUCAUCGAUGCGACCAGUGUGGCAAGACUUUCGUCACCAGAGCAUCCUUGAAGGUACACAUCAGAACGCACUCGGGAGAGAAGCCGUUUCGUUGCGCCGAUUGUGGCAAGCAAUUUUCUCAGCUGCGAAACUACAAGUAUCAUAGAAGCGUUCACGAGGGUACCAGAGAAUUCGCGGCCACCUGUCCAGAGUGCGGUAAAUACUUCAACGAUCGUGGCUACCUGAGCUCUCACAUGAAGAUCCAUCGUAAUCGGAAAGAAUACGGAUGCACCGAAUGCGGGAAAAGCUUCAAUCAACGGGUCGCUUACAAUAUGCACGUGAGGAUACAUACCGGCGUGAAACCGCAUCAGUGCGAGCAGUGCGGCAAAGCUUUCUCCAGAAAGAUGCUGUUGAAACAGCAUUUGAGGACCCACUCGGGUGAAAGACCGUAUCAGUGUCAAGUCUGCCAGAAGGCUUUCGCUGAUCGCUCGAACAUGACGUUGCACACGAGACUUCAUUCCGGAUUGAAACCGUAUCAAUGUACUUUGUGUUCGAAAGCGUUUACGAAGAAGCAUCAUCUCAAGACUCAUCUCAACUACCACACCGGUACCAAGCCAUACUCCUGUCCAAAUUGUGCUCUACGAUUUUCACAGAGCAGCAACAUGAGAACCCAUUUCAAAAAGUGUACCGUUAACAAUUCAGCCGAAACGAUAAGUACACGGAUCGAGAGCAAUAUCGUGGAAUCGUCCAAGGAUGCGCAGGUAAGGAUAAUAUCGAGGACACCUACGGAUACUUUGACACCGCCGAAUUCGGAUCAAGAAUUAAGUAUUUUAACGCCUAUUUCCAAGAUCACCGGAAUCGAAGUAACCGGGACGUAGCAGAGGGUUACAGUUGCCAGAUUGGCCAGGUACACGUAUACAAGUACUAUGUAUUUAUUUCCCGUUGACAGAAGUAUCGCUACGCAUCGUGCUCUAUCGAAAAGGGUUAGAACCGUUGUGUCUUUAUCCUAAAAUAGCUGUACGAUUUCGACGGAUAGCACGAUCCGUUUCUGUCACGGUGAGAUCAAUCUUCGCGACAAAUGGCAGACUCGACGUCUGUGAUGUAAUCAACCACGUAACCGCUAUGAAUCAAGUUUAAUAACGGUGAAAUUUGCACAUUUCGUGUAAUUGCCGAUCGGAGAUUGUGCGACCACUUUUUGCGUCCGAUGAGAAUGGCCGUCUCUAUUUUUUUUCUCGGAAUCAAGUUCGAUAAUGCACGAUGAUCGGCAUGGAUAAAAUCGAUCGAGCAUUCGGUCGACGCCGGUGUAAUCGACCGAUAGAAAGUAUUAGAUACGUUUGAAAGUAGCUCUGUCAGUUGGUAAUCCGAGAGCUACCAUAACAGUAGAAACGAUUGCCUUUUCCUGGAAAUUGUUCUUUCGCUGUAGCACGUAUGUAUCGAUUCUGUCCGCAAAUUGUUACGUCAACCGUUCAUUUUUCUUUACAUUUCCUCUGCUCCGAAUUCAUUUACUUUCUUUCGAAUUCGAGACAUCACUUUGCGUUUCUUCCUACGUUUUGUAUUUGCCACCUUCAGCUUUGCGCCGAUUAUUUAUACGCGUAGCGAAUUAAGUCCAUCAGUAUACAUUUACCGUGAAACAAUAUCUAUUUUGCUUUUUCUCCUUCGAUACUACGAUGCAAGACGAGCGAUUUGCGAACGCGAUGUAUAUAUUUAUAAUCGUUAUACGCUCCGAGUAUUUGAUCCGACGAUUUUAUAUUUCUAGUUGUAAAAACUGGCAUCCUCUUUCUACUUGUAUCAUAUUCCGUACAAUUUGUGUAAACGAGCGAAUCGUGUCAAUAAAUGGCCAAGAAUUUCCAUGA
Molecule: messenger RNA, 4507 nt
Organism: Megachile rotundata (alfalfa leafcutting bee)
Lineage: Eukaryota; Metazoa; Arthropoda; Insecta; Hymenoptera; Megachilidae
Biological process (GO): regulation of transcription by RNA polymerase II
Cellular component (GO): nucleus
Molecular function (GO): protein binding; DNA-binding transcription factor activity, RNA polymerase II-specific; RNA polymerase II cis-regulatory region sequence-specific DNA binding
Source: RefSeq, a predicted model, not a curated record